UUCUACCUCGGCAUCUUGUUCUGGAACAAAAAUCGAAUUUUACUGACAAAACAAACAACAACAACAAAAACCCCACCUAUUCGGGGUUAGGAAGCGGGAGGAAGUCUGGACAAAAGUGGCUCUCAAUCUAGCACGUGCACAUUGGAGCAGUUUAAGGAUUUAAUAUGAAGCGCAGAAGCAGAUAGUGCCAAAUAGCAAGCCUGUUGUUUCACAUUUCUGGAAAAGCAGUGUCCGUGUUGUUAUGUACACCUCCAAAAACAGUUCAGAUCUGUAGGGGAGUUGUUGUAAAGUAAACAGCUACAGGGUAGCAGUAUUACUAGCUAUUGUAGACGUAUUUGCUCUGUUAAAAUGAGUAAGAGAACGGGCAGUGACACACCACUAGGAAGGGUGAGUGGGGCAGCAUUUCCUUCUCCCACUGCUGCUGAGAUGGCAGAAAUUAGUCGAAUUCAGUAUGAAAUGGAAUACACCGAAGGUAUUAGUCAGCGGAUGAGGGUUCCGGAAAAGUUAAAAGUGGCGCCAGCAAAUGCUGACCUGGAGCAAGGAUUCCAAGAAGGGGUUCCCAAUGCCGGAGUGAUUAUGCAAGUCCCAGAGAGGAUCGUUGUUACAGGAAAUAAUGAAGACAUUUCAUUUUCAAGACCAGCAGAUCUUGACCUUAUUCAAUCUACUCCCUUUAAACCUCUGGCACUGAAAACACCACCACGAGUGCUCACACUGAGUGAGAGACCGCUAGAUUUUCUGGAUUUAGAAAGACCACCUCCAACUCCUCAAAAUGAAGAAAUCCGAGCAGUUGGCAGGCUAAAAAGAGAACGUUCUAUGAGUGAGAAUGCUGUUCGCCAGAAUGGACAGCUGGUCAGAAACGAUUCCAUGUGGCACAGAUCAGAUUCUGCCCCAAGAAAUAAAAUUUCAAGGUUCCAGGCAUCGAUUUCUGCACCGGAGUACACGCAUGCUAAUGUGACACCAUCGCCACCACAGACUCGGGUCUGUCCUCCCCAUAUGCUACCUGAAGAUGGAGCUAGUCUUUCCUCUGCCCGUGGCAUUUUGUCGCUUAUCCAGUCCUCUACCCGUAGGGCUUACCAGCAGAUCUUGGAUGUGCUGGAUGAAAAUCGCAGUGUGAGAAGACAAAAUGAGAUACGUUGUGAAAGACCUGUGUUGCGUGGUGGGUCAGCUGCCGCCACUUCUAAUCCUCAUCAUGACAACGUCAGGUAUGGCAUUUCAAACAUAGAUGCAGCCAUUGAAGGAGCAUCAGACGACAUGACGGUGGUAGAUGCAGCUUCAUUAAGACGUCAGAUAAUCAAAUUAAAUAGACGUCUGCAACUUCUAGAAGAGGAGAAUAAAGAACGUGCUAAAAGAGAAAUGGUCAUGUAUUCAAUUACUGUAGCAUUCUGGCUGCUUAAUAGCUGGCUCUGGUUUCGACGCUAGAGGUAACCUCAGCAUUCACAUAUAUUGUCUCAACACCUGGAAAUAUAAAGGAUUUGCAAACUUCAUUGUUUCUGUCUUUGCAUUGUAUGCUGUUUUAGGGACCUGUUCUGUUACUGAUCUGCAUUCAGCUAGUUCUGCAGUGGCACCUACACACUCUCCUUUUGCAUGUUUUGUAAAUAGGCUCUUGGUUUGUUUGUUUGUUUUUAAAGAAAAUCAUUUUUUGGGGCCUCAUCAGUCUGUACAGCUAAUUCUCUAAAAGGAAAUGACAGUCAUAAAGAGUGAGUUUAGAAAACUAUAUGUAAAAGAAAACAGUGUUGCUCAAAUGAUUAAUUUCUUUGAUAGAUGCUUUUUGUGUCUGCAUCACAACGUUAAUGCUUUUGAAGUCAUAGUCUGGUGCAGCACUUAAGAAAAAUCAAACCACCUAAUUCUUGAUCACCUGUACAGAGGGCGUGUAAAAACUCCUAAUGAUUCAGCAGUUUAUCUGUGUGCAAUAUGUUGUUCUGAUUUUCAUCUUAGUUUUCUAUAAAAUAUGUUUUUACCAAGUCCAUGUGUGAAUAAUUUAAAAACUAAAAAAAUAAAGUAUAAAUGUAGUGUACUUAAUAAAAUGUCAACCAAA
Molecule: messenger RNA, 2035 nt
Organism: Myodes glareolus (Bank vole)
Lineage: Eukaryota; Metazoa; Chordata; Mammalia; Rodentia; Cricetidae
Source: RefSeq, a predicted model, not a curated record